GAGAUUCGUACAUCAAUGGCUGUUCCUUUUGUAGUAAAGAAGAACCUUCUUCAAAGCGAUGCCCUUCAUGGGUAUAUUUUGGAAACGAGCGUUUAUCCAAGAGAGCACGAGCAGCUCAGAGCACUUCGAGAUGUUACGUUGAAACACCCACGUGGUUUAAUGAGUACCCCUCCAGAGGAGGGCCAGCUCCUGCAUCUAUUAAUCAAGCUCAUGAAUGCGAAGAAGACGAUAGAGCUCGGGGUCUUUACGGGCUAUUCGCUCCUUUGCACCGCCCUCGCUUUGCCAGAAGAUGGAAAGGUUACUGCCAUUGAUAUCAAUAAAAAAGACUACGAGAUCGGAUUGCCAUUCAUUAAGAAGGCCGGCGUGGAGAAGAAGAUUGAUUUUAUUGAAGCAGAAGCACUUCCCAUUCUUGACAAAAUGUUACAAGAGGGAAAGGAGGAAGGAUCAUUCGACUUUGCAUUUGUGGAUGCGGACAAGGAGAACUACAACCAGUACCAUGAACGGCUGAUAAAGCUUGUUAAGGUUGGUGGGGCCAUCGCUUAUGAUAACACGCUCUGGUUCGGGACCGUAGCAGAGCCAGAGAAAUAUAUCUUGCCAGAGGAAGUAAGUCAAAACAUGAAUUGCCUGGUGAAUUUGAACAAGUUCUUGGCUUCCGAUUCUAGGGUUGAGAUUUCACAAAUUUGCAUCGGUGAUGGUCUCACUCUCUGUCUUCGCAUUUCUUGACCGUUCAUCAGGCAUUCAUCCAUCCAUGGUGAUGCGCAUUGAAGGCUUGAAUAUAUAAUCUUUUUAACAUUUUGCACCUCAUGUAGCCCUGGAAAGAACGUAGUAAUAAGAAAACCAUGUGACAAAGACUAA
Molecule: messenger RNA, 855 nt
Organism: Magnolia sinica
Lineage: Eukaryota; Viridiplantae; Streptophyta; Magnoliopsida; Magnoliales; Magnoliaceae
Product: norbelladine 4'-O-methyltransferase 2-like
Exons: 5
Coding region: 16-723 (235 amino acids)
Molecular function (GO): O-methyltransferase activity; S-adenosylmethionine-dependent methyltransferase activity
Source: RefSeq, a predicted model, not a curated record